Messenger RNA from Oenanthe melanoleuca, 975 nucleotides. RefSeq lists its product as uncharacterized. Bases 1 to 975 code for a protein of 324 amino acids. The transcript has a single exon. The record is from RefSeq and is a predicted model, not a curated record. Lineage: Eukaryota; Metazoa; Chordata; Aves; Passeriformes; Muscicapidae.
AUGUCACCCUCGCCGCCUGGGAGAGGCAUCGGCUCCAUGGGAGAACGACGGGAACGAGCCAGCUCUCCAUCGCUUUCCUGUCCCUUCCAGCUGUCCCGCCCCAGCCUAGCCCGGGGGCCCGCCCGCAUCCGCGGUGCCGCUCACCCCCUCGCAGGGGCCGGGCACCUCUCUCCCAGGGCAGAGAGGACGGCAAUGGGGACAAGAACAGGCUCGUUUCCUCCUGAACAACCGAGACAAGAGCGAACCCCUCGCCUUCCGGGCGCUGCGGCGUGGCACGGAGGGCGCCGGGGCCAGCACGGCGCCGCCGCCUGCCCUGCUUCACCCCGGCCCGGCCCCAGCGAGGGGCGGGCAGCUCCCCACGUCGUUACCCCGUGCUGCCGCCGGCUGCCGCGUUUGAAAGGGCCGCCAGCGCGACCACGGCGGAUCCACCGCCCGACGCGCCGCGGGGAGGAGCAGGAAGCGGCGGCCGCGCCGCGCCGCAGGAAGUGCCGGGCCGGGGCGGUGCCGCCAUCUCGCACCGCCUCUCGCAUCGCCAGCGCUGCUGCUCGUACCGCCCCUCGUACCCUACCAAUACUGCCCGUACCGCCCUUCGCACCGCCUACACUGCUGCUCGUACCGCCCCUCGCACCCCACCGACACGGCCCGUGCCGCCCCUCGCACCGCCCACACCGCCGCUCGUACCGCCCCUCGCACCGCCCACACUGCUGUUCGUACCGCCCCUCGCACCGCCCACAAAGCCGCUCGUACCGCCCCUCGCACCGCCCACAAAGCCGCUCCUACCGCCCUUUACACCGCCGGCACCGGUGCUUGUACCGGUAUCUCGUAUCUCCUCUCGUACCUCCCUCACACCGCCUCUCACACCGCUCCUCUCGCCGCCCCUCAUACCUCCCUCACCGCCCCUCGUACUUCCCUCACCUUCCCUCACACCGCCCUGCACAGCCCCCGCCGCCCCUCACGCCGCCCCGGGAGCGGUGA